Messenger RNA from Seminavis robusta, 445 nucleotides. The record is from the annotation of a GenBank genome assembly. Lineage: Eukaryota; Bacillariophyta; Bacillariophyceae; Naviculales; Naviculaceae.
AUCGGUGUUAGCCUUUGCUACCGUAUCCAUUCCGACGAAUAGACCAGCUUGUAGCCUGUGAUAGAGAGAACGAGAAAGUACGAUGGGAUGCUGUUGUUCGAAACGAGGUGGAUCAGGAGGCGCCGUCCGAUCCCAGACGGAAAUGAGCACUCAGAAUGGCGGCAAGGUUGGCGGUAGGUCCCUGUCCAUAGCGCGAACCAUGACGCAGCCAAGCAUCAACAUUGAGAAGGGGGCCACCAAGAUAUCAGGCAACGGCUUGGCUUUGGCGGGUGCUGCGAUUGAACAGGAUGCGGCGUAUUGGGAGUGGCACAUCCAUCAAGUGCCAGAAGGGACCAAAGUUUCGUUUGGUGUGGCUCAUAAGAAGGAUCGCAAUUUCUACAAUGAACUAGACAAGAAUAAUGAGGAUUCGCCUGAACACAAUGGAAGAUCCAUGAUGAAAGAAAUU